CCCGCGGAUCGCAAAAAGUUUUCAAGUGACAUCAACUCAAAUAUUGCUAAAGAUCAUACUAAUAUCAAAAAAUUCGCAGACAAGGAAGCGUACAGAAAACAAGCAGAUUUGCCCAGAAGAAGAGCACCUUCACCUCCCUCAGAGACAGUACACGCUACUUUGGUUCAUGUCGGUGAAGGAGUGGAAGAGAAGGCGUACAGUGGUGGUAAGAUAAAUAGGGAACUCGACUUGAAGCAUCAAAUCAUCUACAGUGACGAUGAGAAACAGCAAUUCUCCACCCAAGAGAAUAGAGCGGUCGAAAACUUUUACAAUGCAAAGCCUAUUCCAUCUCCAACAUUCCAACGUCUUCAACAUCAGUACACUCCCGAAGAUGUCAGAAUUACUAAAAAUGACAGAAGUGACGAGAAACAGAGAUUCUUUACAGAAGAAGGCAGAAGUUUGCUCGAGAGCUACCGUAACGUAAAGUCUAUUUCAUCUCCAUCACUGCAGAGGAUUCAGUAUCAAUAUGCUCCAGAGGAUGUAAAGAGUGGAUUUUACGCUGACGGGCACAGAAAAUCUGUGGAAUCCUACCACAACGCGAAACCUAUUCCGUCUCCAACAUUUCAACGGCUGCAACAUAUCUAUACUCCAGAAGAUGUAAAGACUAGCAGAAAUGAUAGUGACGAUAACGCGCGAUGGGAAAGCAGCAAAUCUGUGGACAAAGGUAGACUUAAACUGGUAAUGAAUUAA
Molecule: messenger RNA, 729 nt
Organism: Strongylus vulgaris
Lineage: Eukaryota; Metazoa; Nematoda; Chromadorea; Rhabditida; Strongylidae
Source: the annotation of a GenBank genome assembly